Ostertagia ostertagi is the source of this 312-nucleotide messenger RNA. NCBI's taxonomy places the organism in Eukaryota, Metazoa, Nematoda, Chromadorea, Rhabditida, Trichostrongylidae. The record is from the annotation of a GenBank genome assembly.
AUGCGACAAAAGAAGCGUUAUGCCGCCGAACACGCCCGUGAGGCUAAGAAGGCUCGCAAACAACCGGAAACUUCAAUUACGCAGGUAGGAUCCGCUGCUUGGUCGACCAGAUUGUGGAGAAAUGGCGGCUUCACGGGAAGAAGGGAGCAAAAACGUGAGGUUGAGGAACGGACACCUCAAGUUGUUAAUCAUGACGCCACAUUAUCGCGGGAAGCUCUUGAACGUCAUGCUCUAGAUGACACCAUGGCUCGAGAGCUUUCGUAUUUCUUCAGUUUGUUCGUCGGAAUCACUCAUGGAGCGCCUCUAGGUGCA